AUGACAGACCAGAAACCCAUUCGUGUUGCCAUCAUUGGCGCCGGCCCUGGUGGUCUCGUACUCGCGCAGAUACUUCGACAAGACCUUCGCUUCAGUGUGACUGUCUACGAGCGCGGUGUGCGUGAUGGUAGCGGCAUAAGUUCGUUGGUUGGUUUCCGUAUCCUUGUUCCCCCCUCUAUCCUCGAUGAUUUGCGCAGCCAGCUUCCUGCGUCUGUAGCGACUCUUAUCGAUGACGCCAUUGGCAUUCCACAAGCACAGGGAAAUCGCGUGGCGUUUAUGGAUGAGCAAUGUAGGCUCAUCUGUCGUCUGGAUGUGCAGCAGUCCAGGGACAUGUGCUCUAUAUCAAGGUGGAAGUUGCGGGAGGCUCUGUUGCACGGCGCAGAAGAUAUUGUCAAAUUCGGCAAAGAGUUUUCAUCUUAUGAGCAAUUGGGUGGAGAGUCGGGUGACGUAAAGGUGCGCUUUACAGAUGGGGAUGCGAUUGAAUGCGAUGUCCUAGUCGGAGCCGACGGAGCCGGUUCAAAAGUGCGGAAACUGUUGCUGCCAGACAGUCAGAGGAGUGCCAGUGGCCUUACUGUUAUCUACUUCAAAGCGCCAUUUACACCCGAGACCGAAGCCAUGAUUCCUUGGAAGUCUGGAUGUGUGGCAAUUACACCCAGGCGUUCCAUGGUGGUGGCUUACUACAAAGAUCGCCAGAGACCAUACGGACCAUAUGACUUGGAAAGGAUUGACCCUGCCGACUCGUUUCUCAUGUUUGGGCUGGGCUGCUACACCAACGAGUUCGAGAACCAGAGCAAACAUCCUGACGAGAUGACUCCCGAGGAGUUGAAGGAUGAGUGUUUGGCCAGAGCCAAGAAUUGGAGUCCGCUUCUUCGGGCUCUAAUUGCGCUGAGUGUACCCAGCUCAGUGUUUGUGUCGCAUGUCAAGACGCAAGAUCCGAUCAAGGCAUGGGAGUCGGGAAGGGUCACUCUUUUGGGGGACGCCGCUCAUAGUAUGACCCCAUACCUAGGCAAGGGUGCCAGCAGCGCCAUCAUAGACGCCAUGUCCCUUGCCAAAGCUCUCAAAUCUGAGCCAAAGCAAGGCCAAGGUGACUUUCACAAAGCGCAGCUAUCCAUCUAUGAGGAAGCAAUGCUGAAGCAUGGCUUUGAAGCUGCUAGACAGAGCAUGACUGCGCAAAAGUUCACUUUCAAUGCUGGAGAUACCCCGUGGAAGUGUUGGUGGCGGAACCUGGCGCUCAAGGCGUGGGACUGGUGGAUGUUACAUCCACCAGCGAUAGAGGAGGAUUUCCCAGUGAGCUAUAGUGAGAUGAAGAAGGACGUAUGA
Messenger RNA from Fusarium subglutinans, 1320 nucleotides. RefSeq names its product monooxygenase FAD-binding protein. Bases 1 to 1320 code for a protein of 439 amino acids. Gene Ontology annotation, molecular function: FAD binding. NCBI's taxonomy places the organism in Eukaryota, Fungi, Ascomycota, Sordariomycetes, Hypocreales, Nectriaceae. The transcript has 4 exons. The record is from RefSeq and is a predicted model, not a curated record.